GUCGCCGAGGAGAUGGCGCUGCACGUGCAGUGACGGCCUCCGCGCCCCGAGGGUCCCAGGAGCGCGCCCUGUGCCCCGGUGAGCAUGCAGUGCCCGGAGCCCGAGCUGAUCCGGCAGAGCUGGAGCGUGGUGAGCCGCAGCCCCCUGGAGCACGGCACCGUCCUGUUCGCCAGGCUAUUUGACCUGGAGCCUGACCUGCUGCCUCUCUUCCAGUACAACUGCCGCCAGUUCUCCAGCGUAGAGGACUGUCUGUCCUCCCCAGAGUUCCUGGACCACAUCAGGAAGGUGAUGCUGGUGAUUGAUGCGGCAGUGACCAACGUGGAGGACCUGUCCUCAUUGGAGGAGUACCUUGCUGGCCUGGGCAGGAAGCACCAGGUGGUGGGUGUGAAGCUCAGCUCCUUCUCGACUGUGGGAGAGUCCCUGCUCUACAUGCUGGAGAAAUGCUUGGGUCCUGCCUUCACACCAGCCACACGGGCUGCCUGGAGCCAGCUCUACGGGACCGUGGUGCAGGCCAUGAGUCGAGGCUGGGAUGGCGAGUAAGAGUCGAUUCUGCCUGUCGGCUGCCAUGUUGACAGAUGUCCGUGUGUCUGUUGGUCUAUAUC
Messenger RNA from Chrysochloris asiatica (Cape golden mole), 602 nucleotides. RefSeq names its product neuroglobin (gene NGB). The transcript is spliced from 4 exons. Gene Ontology annotation, molecular function: oxygen binding; heme binding. Bases 85 to 540 code for a protein of 151 amino acids. NCBI's taxonomy places the organism in Eukaryota, Metazoa, Chordata, Mammalia, Afrosoricida, Chrysochloridae. The record is from RefSeq and is a predicted model, not a curated record.